AGUCUAGAGCCCUGCUAAGACUUGUUGAAUUGUUUUGAUUUGUUGAAGCCUUUAUGUGGACCACUUGUGUAUGAGGAUGACAGAAUCGAAGGUUAUUGUUGUUGUGAUCAAGUUGAAUUGUAUCAGUAAACUACAUGUUUAAAUCAAGUUUGACAUCAUGUUUUCUAGUGUGCCAGAGUUGGGGGAGGAGGGGGGAAGUGGUGUUCGAGGACCCGUGCUCUUCCACCCUCCGCCAAACUGCCGGAUUCGAGAAGUCCACUGCGGAACCCAGGUGCGAUUAGUUGUCAUAGCGAUCCGAGACAUCGCCAAAGGGGAGGAGAUCACAGUGGACUACAGCCUAACGGACUGGGGCGAGAAUGCAAUGGAGGAAGAGGCUGGCCCCCACCCACUAUCGCUCUCUGUUUCUGAUUACCUUACCCCCUCGUGGUCAUUAUCGCCCUCUUCCUCCCCACUCACCCACUCUGAACCCAGUGACUCAGAUCGGGAGGAAGAUGAAGAGGAGGAAGAUGAUGACGACGACGACGAUGAUGAAGAAGAGGAAAUGGAAGAGAUAAGGGGUCGAAUGCUUCGGCGCCGCAAGAAACGCAAGUUGCCUGCGGCGGUCAAUUCGAAGAAGAAGAAUAAUGCGCCCACUUCUUCCAGAGGACCUGGGCGCCCCUGCUCCUCCUUCUCCCGCCCGACACCUGUUGCACCCCCACCUAGAUCCCAGCCCGCAGUCAGUUCUCUGACACCCCCAACCACUAACAUAAACAAUAACAUCAACAUAAACAUCGGCAGUUCUAGUAGUCCCACGGUGAGCCGGCGGCAGCACUGCCCGUACUGCGGCCGGCACUACCGAUCCCUGGCACGCCACCUGGAGAAGCACCACGCCAACCAACCGGAAGUCAGAACAGCCAUGGAGCUGGCUCACCUCCACACGCACAGCUCUUCAAAUGGCAGCGCCUCGCAACCCCACCCCUCUUCAUCCUCCACCUCUGCUACUCACAGUCAUUCCUUCGCAGUCCCUCAGUCGUCCUCCUCCAACCCAACCCCCCCAUCUCUCUUUCCCAGGGAGAGGGAAUCACCUGCCACCCGUUCGAGCACAGGCGCCGUCUCGUUCUCCCUUUCGCUUUCACCAAAUGCUUCGGCUCAGCCUGCAGCUGCUAAGAAAGCACCCAGCUUACCACUGCCCGCUACAAAACCCCCAGCACCCCCGAUGGUGCCCCGGGUAAAGAGUCCGUCACCUCCGCCACUGUCUACCCCCAGAAGGGGCCGGAGGAUGAAGAAAGAAAAGCAUGAAGAACAGCAAAAAGUCGAAGUGGAGAGUCCAAGAAAUCAAGAGGAGUUAGUUCCACCUCCUACACCGGACCCAGACAUCGAUCCAGAUGAAGAGCUGGAGCUGAGUGCGGAAGGGGAGGACGAUGCACCUGAAGAGAAGAAUGGAGAGAUUGUAAGCACACACAGACAUCACAUGUCUCCACUACUCUCCUCCCUUUCUUGCCUGGUCCUGUAUCUCCGUCGUCAGCAGCACUCCUCCUUCCUUUCUUUGACUCGUUCUCCUCACUCUGCCGAGGCCUGGCGCCUGCUCUGCCACUCCAGCCUCUCUCUGCUCAUCCUCUACAAUCGCCACCGAGAAUGCGAGGUGGCCAAGCUCACUAUCCAGGACUACCGUAACCGCAUCACCCCUCAGCCCAACGCCAGCAACAGCUCCCCUUCUGGCAUGGACGCUUUCCUGUCCCCCUUUGAGCGCCAGGUCUUGUGUCAUCUCCCACGGGCUGGUGUCUUAGGCAAGCGAGGGCGCAUUCAGCCACUAAUUCUCCCGCCACACUGCGAAUCCUGCCUCGACCUGCUUCUUCGAACCAGCCCCAACGUAGGGGUGGACCCAGAGAGCCCCUACGUCUUCUCCCGGCCCUACCACUCCCCUGCUACCCCACUCCGUGGCACAGACCUCCUGAGAAACCUGGCUCGAGCCAGUGGUGCUAAAAACCCCGGAGCAUUAACGGCAACACGAGUGCGGCGACAGGUUGCCAUCCUUACCCAGCUGCUACUGCUGGAGGAGGGUGACACCCAGGGAGGAGGCAUCAAACGGCUGGAGGACUUCCUGGAGCACGAGUACCACGUGACCCAGAACUGCUCCACUAUCAUACGAGACCCAGCACUGAUGGGUCGUGUGGGUCGAGUCGUUCUCUAUGGAGAGAGGGAGGGAGUGCUUUUCAGAGGGAUGAGCCUGCAGCACAUCUGCCUCGAGUUGGACGUCAUGUCUGGCAACUCGGCAGAUUCCUUCUCAGAAGAUUCUGAGGCAGAGGAAGUGAAAGAGGAAAUUAAAGAGAAGACAGAGGUCACGGUGAAAAAGAAGGGACCGGGCCGACCUCCGCGGAAGAAAAAGGCGCCCGUUCCAUCACCUGUCGUCAGCCCAUCUUUAGCUAAUGCCCAUAAGAGAAGAAACAUUCCACCUAAAUCAGGGAAGCGCGGCGUCCUGAAGCGUCCCUGGUCAGAAGCCGAGCGUGUAGCAGUGGAGACUCACCUGAAGAGAAACCUCAUGGAACUGCGCGUCCCCGCGAAGGCGGACUGCGAACGAUGCCUCGAACUCUGCCCUCUGUUGGUGAGCAACCAGCGAGACUGGAGGGCGAUCAAGUUCUACGUCCACAACCGCAUCCAGCUGCUGAAGAAGCAGGGGAGGAGGGAGAGCGCGGCUGCAGUCUGCUAGGGCCGAGCGCAGACGUGGCACAGGACAGAUAUCAUAAUGUAAAAACCACCAGCAAUCACAAUGAAGAGGAAAUACUCUAGAUCACGAUGGGACGCAGUUUCUCUUUCCCCUUUAUUUUUAUUUUAUUUUUUACAUGGGUGCCGUACUCUGAAGUAUAGCUGCAUUCCCCGUCUCUGGUCAUAUGGGAGUAGUGUAAUAACAAUGAGUAAGCUAAGAAGACAGAUGGGGUACUGCAGUUAAG
This is a messenger RNA of Haplochromis burtoni (Burton's mouthbrooder), 2927 nucleotides long. RefSeq lists its product as uncharacterized. Gene Ontology annotation, molecular function: protein binding. Bases 158 to 2686 code for a protein of 842 amino acids. NCBI's taxonomy places the organism in Eukaryota, Metazoa, Chordata, Actinopteri, Cichliformes, Cichlidae. The transcript has 5 exons. The record is from RefSeq and is a predicted model, not a curated record.